Messenger RNA from Aspergillus sclerotioniger CBS 115572, 1331 nucleotides. RefSeq lists its product as uncharacterized. The coding region runs from base 111 to 950 and encodes 279 amino acids. NCBI's taxonomy places the organism in Eukaryota, Fungi, Ascomycota, Eurotiomycetes, Eurotiales, Aspergillaceae. The transcript is spliced from 3 exons. The record is from RefSeq and is a predicted model, not a curated record.
GGGAGAAAGGGUCCCCGUCGAUCGGACCCUGAUUUUUGCCAAGGGAGUCAACCGACCCCUCUGCUGUUCUAUCAACACAGCCGCAUACAAGUCCAAUCGCUUUAUCCAAAAUGCGUUCCAUGUCUCGUCUUUUCGUUCUGUGCCUCUUCCUGCUGCUGGGGACGCUCACCACCGCUUGGCCAUGGCGCCCACACGGCGAAAUGUUGCAACGGGCCGCUGAGAGCGCCACCACCGGAGCCGCCGCUACAACUGAGAGUGCAUCCAAGACCGACUCAGUGACCAAGGCCGCGUCGGCCACAGGAACUGGCACCUCCGUCACCGGUACCGGUACCGGUACACAGGCUACUACACAAACAGGCACUGCCACAGGGAAGACCAGCACAGGUUCUCAUUACACAAAUACGUCGUCCAUCUCGAUCAAUCCUGCUGCCGGUGCCGGUGGUAUCUCCAUGCUCACCCCCACCGAAGGCGCCACAUCCUACUAUAGAAUCGGCGACUAUGUGACGUUGGCGUGGAACUACACAUCGUUGACUAUCAGCCCAACGGCUGUCAAUGUCGUAGCUUCGUGCAGUUUGAACAGUGCCACCUACACGAUCUCGACCAACAUGACCAUGGGGCCAACCGGGAAGGUGAUCUGGGACACUCGCAAGUACCAGGCCAAUGCGACGGUCCCGCUGUUGACGGCUUCGUACACGUUGAUCGUUUGGGAUGCGAGCAAAGCCCUUACCGAGACGGCGAGUGCCGGCUAUCUCAGCGCUGCAAGCGGAUACACGUUCGGGAUGUACAGCUCGCAGCCGUAUACUCCGCUCAACGGCUUUGUCUGCGCCACAUGCAGCAGCGCGUUCUCCGAACUAGAACGCAUGGGUCUGAAAUUUACCAUGGGCAUGGUCACCAUCACCAUUCUAUCCUUCACCUGGUUCGCCGGCGGUUCCGGUGUCUUCUCCACAUAGGCGUAAUCUUUGUGUGACGACGAAUAUAUCUUUUAUGCAUUAGAAUGUUGCAUUGAGCUGAGCGAAUUCGUUUGAAUUAUGAUGACAGCAAUCUAUCAGCAAGGGCUUGGUUUGGCGUUUGUGUGUUUCUGACUUUGGCAUGUAUUGCGGUAUAAUGGCUGGGACAGUCGCCUUUCUUUCAUUCAUCGAUGUUCUAUAUGAAUUUCAGCAAAUAGCGGGAUAUCAGUGUAAUAGUGCAUGCGCGGUCACGACAUAUUGAUGGUCUCUUGGUCUCUCCACCUGACUUGUUUAUAAUGAGCUGAUUUCGACUUAUACUUUCGAGUGCUGUAUAAUUACUUAGACAGUCUGUCUGGACCUUACACCUGCCACAGUGUCAUGUAC